Molecule: messenger RNA, 789 nt
Organism: Besnoitia besnoiti
Lineage: Eukaryota; Apicomplexa; Conoidasida; Eucoccidiorida; Sarcocystidae
Product: Sma protein
Exons: 5
Coding region: 1-789 (262 amino acids)
Source: RefSeq, a predicted model, not a curated record
AUGUAUAUGUUUGCGCUGGUGAACCCGCAUGAGACGCUGAGUUUUCUUCCGUACUCAACUGUAGAGGUCGUGUUCAACAACUUUCAGCUGUGGGGGAACCUCCAGAAUCACCACCCCGCUUGCAUCACGUAUGACCUCGAAGACGAGUGGAAGUGGAGGCCGCUGUUGAUGGAGCCCGCAGACCCGGUCGACUCCGACGUCCUCCUAGCGCCUCCCAUUCGCGACAAAAAGUGUCAAGUGCUCGCCGAGGACUUGGCGAGCAGCGUCUUGGAGCACAUUCGUCUGCAUCGGAUGAAGAAAGGUCUCGAGGUUUUCUUUGAGCACCGGGAGGAGCUCCUCUUUCGCCUCACCUUCUACCUCGACCUGCUGGAAUACCGAAUGCACCUGGAUGAUCUUCACAAUCCGGGGCCGGGUCCGAACCACAUGGGGUGGAGCAGCUUCCAAAACGAGUCUGAGAACGCAGAGAUGCUGCAGGAGAGCGACUGCCAGUUCUACCAAACGAUCAGCCGGCAGACGACGCUCACCUCGGAGGAAAAAGCGAUGCCGGAGACGCAAGAGGCGAUGCACAUGCACAGGGAGUAUGGCGGCGACGCCUACUGCAUGUUCGCGGACGUGCCGCCGCCUGGCGGAUUUUUCGACCCCUUCGAGACCCCGCAGGACUCCCCGCACCCUGGAGCGCUGCAGGAGGCACAGACGGCGAACGGCUGGACGAUGCAGCUCGUGCCGCACCAGAAUCCGCCGCAGCCCGAACUCGCGAUGAACCUCUGGAAGGCUUUGAGCAGGAAGUGA